AUAAUGGCAAAUUUCUCGUCGAAUAGGUCAGUGUGCACGCGUGACCGCGAAAAGUUGUUUCGACCUCCUCGGCUGCUGCUUUCCGCUGACCUCGCCGUGCCAUUGAGAUGUCAUAGAACCUGCCGAGCCGGUCGCAGGCGCGAGGAGAAUGGGGACGGAGGCCGACGCCGCAGCCGUGGAUUCGCUUCGGUCGCAGAUCCCGUUCCAGACCGACGGGGAGCUCAUCCUCCCGCCGCGCGAUGUGGGGCUCGUCCUCGUCGACCUCUGCAACGGCUUCUGCACCGUCGGCGCCGGGAACCUCGCUCCUGUUGCGCCAAAUAAGCAGAUAAGUAAAAUGGUGGAAGAGGCCGCUAGGCUCUCUAAGCUGUUCUGUGAUAGAAACCUGCCGAUCUUUGCAUUCCUGGAUACCCAUUAUCCAGAUAAGCCGGAGCCACCGUAUCCUCCUCACUGUAUCAUUGGUACUGGGGAGGAGAACUUCGUUCCAGACCUGGAGUGGUUGGAAAAGGAGCCAAAUGUGACUAUAAAGAGGAAAAGUUGUAUUGACGGUUACAUCAGCUGCAUAGAGGAGGACGGGUCUAGUGUUUUUGUUGACUGGGUGGGAAAAUAUCAGAUCAAAACUGUCUUGGUACUCGGGAUAUGCACGGACAUCUGUGUUUUGGAUUUUGCAAGCUCAACUCUGGCUGCUCGAAAUAUUGACCGAGUGCCUCCAUUACGAGAUGUCGUGAUUUAUUCAGAGGGGUGUGCUACAUAUGACCUUCCUGUUGAGAUCGCUAUGAAUAUCAAAGGAGCUCUUGCCCAUCCUCAGGACCUGAUGCAUCAUAUUGGACUCUAUAUGGCCAAAGGAAGGGGUGCAAAGGUUGUUGACAGGGUGGUUAUUGAACCUUGAAUAAAAAAAACUUCCCUCAUCGUAGUGAUGUUGCUAGAGUUUCCUGUCUUCUCAUCCUUCCAUUGUAACAAUCAGAUAUAUAUGCGUCUUAGCAUAAAGUUGUUGAGAUACUAAUGCUAGCGACAACUAUGUUGACUUGUCGAGUAUGUAGAGAUGGGCUCAUCAUUUUGUGGUGAGCUUGUACAUAUUUCCUGA
Zea mays is the source of this 1081-nucleotide messenger RNA. RefSeq lists its product as uncharacterized. The record is from RefSeq and is marked provisional. Lineage: Eukaryota; Viridiplantae; Streptophyta; Magnoliopsida; Poales; Poaceae. Gene Ontology annotation, molecular function: nicotinamidase activity. Gene Ontology annotation, biological process: pyridine nucleotide salvage.